Molecule: messenger RNA, 1397 nt
Organism: Vitis riparia (riverbank grape)
Lineage: Eukaryota; Viridiplantae; Streptophyta; Magnoliopsida; Vitales; Vitaceae
Product: salicylate carboxymethyltransferase-like
Exons: 4
Coding region: 141-1169 (342 amino acids)
Biological process (GO): methylation
Molecular function (GO): S-adenosylmethionine-dependent methyltransferase activity
Source: RefSeq, a predicted model, not a curated record
AGGAAGGGAGAGAUGGAAGUAGCUCAAGUUCUUUGCAUGAAGGGAGGAAAUGGGGAUACCAGUUACGCACAAAACUCACUACUUCAGGUAUCAUGUACUGCCGUUCUUCUAAAAGUUUUCAAUGACAAAGUUCCACUUUGAUGGUGCAGAAAAAAGUAAUAUCCUUGACAAAGCCCAUAAUCGAGGAAGCCAUAACAAAUCUUUACUGCAACAAAUUUCCGACCAGCCUAUGCAUCGCAGACUUGGGAUGUUCUUCUGGACCCAACACUUUGUUUGCGGUCUUGGAAGUUGUCACUACAGUGGACAGGGUGGGCAAGAAAACGGGGCGUCAAUUGCCCGAAAUUCAAGUGUUUUUGAAUGAUCUGCCGGGGAAUGAUUUCAACACCAUUUUCAAAUCCUUGCCCGGGUUCCAAAAGGAUCUUGAGAAAAGAAUGGGAGCAGGAGCUGAAUCAUGUUUCAUAAACGGAGUUCCAGGUUCUUUCUACGGCAGGCUGUUCCCCAGCAAAAGUCUUCAUUUUAUCCAUUCUUCUUACAGUCUCCACUGGCUGUCUCAGGUUCCUCAAGGGCUGGAGAGUAACAAAGGGAACAUUUACAUGGCAAGUUCGAGCCCACCAUGCGUGCUUAAAGCAUACUACGAGCAAUUCCAAAGCGAUUUCUCCUUGUUCCUCAGAUGUCGUUCGGCUGAACUACAAGAAGGAGGGAGUAUGGUUUUAACAUUUUUAGGAAGAAGAAGCGAAGAUCCCUCUAGCAAAGAAUGUUGCUACAUUUGGGAGCUCUUAGCUGUGGCUCUCAACGAUAUGGUUGCAGAGGGGCUCAUAGACGAGGAGAAAAUGGAUUCCUUCAAUCUUCCUCAUUAUACACCAUCCCCAACUGAAGUCAAAUGUGAAGUUGGAAAGGAAGGAUCAUUUACCAUAAAUAGGCUGGAGGUUUCUCAAGUGAACUGGAACGCGUAUCACGGUGAAUUCUGCCCAUCAGAUGCUCAUAAAGAUGGUGGGUACAAUGUGGCCAAGCUGGUCAGAGCAGUGGCGGAGCCUUUGCUUGUAAGCCACUUCGGUGAUGGAAUAAUAGAGGAAGUGUUCAGCCGAUACCAAAAGAUUGUUGCUGAUCGCAUGUCCAGAGAGACGACUGAGUUCGUAAAUGUCACUGUUUCUAUGACUAAGCGUGGAUGACCAACAUUCAACAGGGCCAGCUCCUUCAUCGGUCCAACGUUCAACAUGGCUGCUUUAUCAUUACUAGUUUCAAAUUUCAGAAGGUGCAUGUACGCCUUACCAAAAUAAGCUUUCCAUGAUCAUUUAUCAAUCCUAGUUGUUUAGAUUGUCAUAUGAUGUUUUAUUGUCGAAGAUAUUAUUAAAUAGAUGUUUGUUGUCUUUACGUGUUAAUUAAUUGGUUUGUCAGCA